GUUACUGUUGGCAAAAACGCGUAUCUAACGGCCACUCUACUGGAUAUACUUCAUCAAGUAAAGCCACAGGGUACUAUUCCUCGCAAUGGCCCGGGAGCUCCUGAAAUUAACCAAGUCGUAACCGAGCUCAGGGAAUACCUCGUCACAAAGAGCUAUUUCAUCUUAAUUGAUGACAUUUGGAGCAUCCGGGUAUGGGAUAUUCUUAAUUGUGCUUUGCCUGAGAAUGAUCUUGGAAGUAGAGUAUUGAUCACAACUUGCAUCAGCGAUGUUGCCAAAUGUUGUUCUAUGCGCCCCUUUGAUGCCAUCCACCAGAUGGAGCCUCUUAGCGAGGAAGACUCAAAGACAUUAUUUCAUGAGGAGGCAAAAAGGCCCGCUGCAAAUGAGUUGUUGAAAAUGUGCGGUGGCAUGCCAUUGGCAGUAAUUGUUGCAGCCGGCAGGAAAUCUGCAGGACUAGCUGAGUCAGAGAUCGGUGAGCGAUGUAUCCUUUCGACAUCAGACCAAUAUUCCACAUCAGAUGGGAUGAGAAUGAUAUUGCAAAUGAGCUAUGAUGAACUGCCUGCUCCCUUGAAGUCUUGUCUUCUAUACCUUUGUGUUUUCCCAGAAUAUUAUACCAUCAAGAAAGAGCGUUUGAUACGGCUGUGGAUCGCUGAGGGAUUUAUCUUAGGAAGAUGUGAAGAAAGCUUGUGGAGGACAGGAGAAAUCUAUUUCAACGAGCUCAUCAGUAGGGGGCUGAUUCAGCCAGUGUUUGGCUACGAAGAUGGCCAGGCUGUGGCGUGUACGGUGCAUGGUGUGAUCCUUGAGUUCAUCAAAUCUUUGUCUAGGAAAUACAAGUUUGCUACGACGGGUGCAGACUUGAGGUCUGGAGUAUGUCCUUGGUACCCAAUUCGCCAUUUCUCAGUCGAUUACUGCAGUAAGCAAGAUGAAGUGAACACAUUGGACUUAAGAACCCUGCACCUUUCUAGCAUGCGGACCCUCCAAGUCUUUGGGCCUGUUGGGGAUACUGAGGGGAUCCCUCUUCUGUCAACCUUCAAAAAUUUACGGGUACUCGAUCUGGAAGAUAAUGACAAUUUGAGAAGCCACCAUCUGAAAGGCAUUGGAGGGUUGGUUCUGCUAAGGUACCUGGGGCUUAGAGGGUCUGCUAUCCGUGCAUUACCAGACGAAAUAGGAAAGCUGGAGCACUUGGAGACGCUAGAUGUCAGGCACACUAACCUGAGAAAUCUGCCUGCAUCUAUAGUUGGAUUGGAAAGGUUGGUAUGCCUACUGAUUGAAGAUGCCGUGGAGAUGCUGGGCAAUAUCCUUGUAAUGCAAGGACUACAAGAAGUAUCAACGAUCAGGGGGUCGACAACAUCGAGUCACUCCAUGAGGUGGUGGAGCUGCUGGCUCGGUCGGAGAGGCUGAGCAUCCUUGGCUUGAGCUUUGACGGACUAAGCCCAUCUCUGGACAGUGCACGUGCAUUCACCGAUUUAUUGAGGGCGGUUGGACAGUCUAAACUUCGGUCCCUAUCUCUGCAUUGUCUUCAUGGUGACUGGAUUGGCCUACUGGACUCGAGACCAUACCAGCUGCGAAGAUUUGAGGUGUCUAUACCUGUUCCAGUCUUGGAAAGUACUGUAUUUAUUAUUCCCUGCUGUAUCACCCACUUGAAUAUUGAAGUGGCUCAGUUGGGAGAGGAAGGUCUCAUUGUGAUCGCGUCCAUGCCCCAGCUUGUCCUUCUCAAGUUAGCAUCUUCAGGACCUGCUGCUGCCAUGAUGGACACGGACACAUCCUUACGAAAACAGAGAAGAAGAGCGAGAAUUCGGAGCGGAGCCUUUCUGUGUCUUAAGGUGUUCUGGUUCACAUGCAAGGCUGGUGGGAAUGAGGUGCAGUUUGAUCCAGGAGCCAUGCCACAGCUGCAGGGGCUGCGGCUCCACUUCAACACUCUAGAGACGCUGUCCCUUUAUGGAGAUUUUGAUUUUGGCAUUGAGCAUCUCUCUAGUCUCAACAGAAUCCAUGUGACCUUCACAUGUGAGGAUACUGCCGCUCCAGAGGUGGUGCAUGCAGAGGCUGCCAUCAAACAGCAAGUAUCUCAGAUCUCCUCCGCCAACACACCAACAAUAGAGUUCAGCAGAGAGAAACCCAGGAUGCUCGAGGAGAAAAAGAAGACGGUGGCCAUGAUCAAGAAAAGUAGCUUCAGUAGAUGGUUGAGGGGAAAAAGGAGAGGAUAGGCCCGCUUACAGAGAAGGAACACGAUCACUCUGCACGAAAUGAUGAUUGUAUUUCUGGUUAAGCAAGUGGCGAAAUAUCAACCGUUGAGGUGACGACUCCCAACUUUGCUUUGCCUGUUUUGUUUGUGAGCUUUACAAUUUGUAGGUGUCUUUUCCCAUUGUGUGCAAAGUUAUUUCCAGCUGACAUGAUGGUGCAUGAUUGAUGGACUAACUCAUGGUAAUACUAUAGUAUAACUCUAUGCAAGCGUAAACUUUUUAACAAAUGGUAUUAUGGUAUGUA
Messenger RNA from Aegilops tauschii subsp. strangulata, 2481 nucleotides. RefSeq names its product disease resistance protein Pik-2. Gene Ontology annotation, biological process: defense response to other organism. Lineage: Eukaryota; Viridiplantae; Streptophyta; Magnoliopsida; Poales; Poaceae. Gene Ontology annotation, molecular function: ADP binding. The record is from RefSeq and is a predicted model, not a curated record.